Rasamsonia emersonii CBS 393.64 is the source of this 537-nucleotide messenger RNA. RefSeq lists its product as uncharacterized. The coding region runs from base 1 to 537 and encodes 178 amino acids. NCBI's taxonomy places the organism in Eukaryota, Fungi, Ascomycota, Eurotiomycetes, Eurotiales, Trichocomaceae. The transcript is spliced from 6 exons. The record is from RefSeq and is a predicted model, not a curated record.
AUGGCAUCCAAAAAGGACAUGCGCAGGGCGGAUCUCGUCAUUCCCUAUGUUGAUCCGCCCAGGGAUAAGAAUGAGGCCGAUGUGUCAGGUGCUAUGACGUCCACCUUGCCCAUGGCAGCGGUAAGUGACCACCUAGCCACUGAGGGGUCAAGAGCAUGUCUGGGUGCUGACUGGAUGCCAGAUGUUCACCAGGAACCGCAUGAUCGGCUGGUAGGUCGCAAGAGACGUGUUUACCUCCAGGUGGAAGACAGAAUGGUUGUGCUUACACCAUUGUCGAUAGGGUUUCUUUUAUCUUUGCUCUCCAGAACUGGCUUGCGGAGACGCCAGAGCAGAAGAGGACAGCAAGCACGCCUGGGUAUAUGUCUGUGUUCAUGUCCUCAAUUUGAACUCCCUAGUGAUGGCCGUGGCGGUUACCUACAUGCCUCUCUUCCUCCCUCCACCGCCAGUUCGAGGAACAAACAGCACAACUGUUCCGUCGCCGUCCCCGUCACCAUGAGAAUUGAUUCCUCUGGCAUGGUGAUAGGAGGAAACAAAUGA